Pantherophis guttatus is the source of this 2020-nucleotide messenger RNA. Its product is annotated as KIAA0040 ortholog. Lineage: Eukaryota; Metazoa; Chordata; Lepidosauria; Squamata; Colubridae. The record is from RefSeq and is a predicted model, not a curated record.
GGGGUAAUGGGGAAACUGAUGCCAGGAGGCCGAGCACACGAGCCUGGCAUCCUGGUCGACUGAAAGGGGGCGACGCCACCCCGCGCGAGGCACGAGAAAGGCGCUGCUCUGUUCGGGGACGGGUUCCAGAGCCGGGCGGGGAGGAAGCGUCGCCCCAGGAGCCCCGGUCCCGCCCAGGUACGACCAAGGAAAGGGGCGUGGAGGCCCAGGCGGCUGACAGCCCGCGGAAAUGCGGAGGCUCCCGUGGCCAUGGUGUGCGGAGCAGAUUUCCCUCCCUGCUUUUUGCCGGAAGAUUAGAAAUUUGUUAGCCGGCUGGAGAAAUGGAGACGCCGAAAUUGAAAAACUGAAGAUGUUUGCAUAACUUCAAAGACAAAAUCCACAAAGAGUUCCCAUUUAGGACAGAGGCAAAGGUCAAGGAAAGAAACUUUAAUAUUCUAUCAGACCUGUUUCCAGUCUGCAAAAGUUGCCAUGGAGCAGAUCAGUAAUUUUUUUCAUUCCAUCUGGUCUUUUAUCUGCUUAAAACAUCAGGAGGGCAUCUAUAACACAAUCUGUCUUGCUGUAUUAAUGGGGUUACCUGUUCUUGUCCUCCUUGUUGGAAUUUUCAUCUGUUGCCAUUGUUGUUUUUGUGGCCAGCAGCAAAGGAACAAAAAUAGCCACAGCAGCAGUAGUCCAAUCCAAGGGAAAAGAAGACAUAAUAUUAUGAAGAAGAAGAAAAAGAAAGAAGAAGAUCUGUGGAUUUCAGCCCAGCCCAAAGUGCUCCUGCUGGCAAAAAGGCCAUCAUUGUUGGUUUAGAGGAAUGCAGACAGACAAGAGUUACUUUCCUUUCGUAUACAGGAAUAUUCCUAUUGCUAUCUCAUAAUGUGUUCAGCUCCACGUCAUAAAGCUGAGAACAUGCCGUUCUAUCUUACUUCCACAUGAAGGAAGUUAAUUUUUAAGUUUAGGAAUGUAGCUGUAUUUUCAAGUUGGAUACAUGCAAGCUGCAACAUUACACCAACGCAGAAUGAAUAGUGUGCAUCCACUGAAUGCAUAUUAUUUCAGUGUACACCAAAGGUAUAUGCUUACAUGAACUCAGUAGCAAAUUGUAUUCUACAAAUAGGCACUUGUGCCCUUAGGAUGCAGAAUUAAAACUAGAACUUUUGCUUUGCAUAGCAUAGCUUGCACUGAAAGCUUAUGUGCACUAGCAAGUAAGAAAGUAAGUAAGCAAACUCUGCUGUAUACAUGAAGGUAUAUAUCAUAUAUUACCAUACACAUUUACUUAUACAAUCUGAUUGCACUGAUAUGUAAGCCAAGGUAUUGAAUUGAGUUAUUUUUAAAAGAAAUUGGGUUAUUUUUAAAAGAAGAAGACUAUGACUAGUGAUUAUUUGCUAGUUUUGGAAGAAAAUUGCUGAGUCAGUUGGGCCUUUGGUUUGAACAUUUGGGCACACAAGAAAUUGUUUUAUUAACAAAUGUCUCACAUUCUUCUCCAUGUCUGAACUAGUCAGAAUUUUAUAGGUUUUACACAUUGCUUGCCAUACCAAUAAUCUCUACUUUCAUUCUUUAAAGGGUUAGGUUUUUAGGACUUCCAGCUAUGCUGACAGCUUUGGAUGUACCAAAUUGGGGAAUGGGGUAGGCUGAAGAUCAGAAAGAUGAGACAUUAGUAUUGCACAAGUAGUAGAAAAAUAAACACCAAUAUCAUAUCAAUCAACAUGAUGAAAAAUUUGGUGGGGGAGGGAACCCUACAAUCUUGGAACAAUGUAUUAUGACAAGGGAAUAAUAACUCUCUUGGUCAAGGCAAUUACAAAUAUAUUUUUGCAUUUUCAUUAAAAAUCUAUUACUCUGUGCUUAGAUUAAGUGAUGGGGUGACUUGUUACCAAUAUGCAUUGUGUUCUUUAUUUUUAGACUUGCAUUCUAGGGUUACUCUAGAGAUAAUUAAAAGAAACCCACAACCUUUUUAUUUAAAAAUAAAUUUAUUUUAAUAAAUUGUGCUUCAUUACAUUUUGUGUCCAAAUUUCUACUACUUACUAAUUAAAGAAAAAAAUGA